This is a messenger RNA of Brassicogethes aeneus, 1694 nucleotides long. The record is from the annotation of a GenBank genome assembly. NCBI's taxonomy places the organism in Eukaryota, Metazoa, Arthropoda, Insecta, Coleoptera, Nitidulidae.
CUGUGCUUCGUUUAGUAUUUCGCCGCCGCCUGCUCUGUAAACUAACUAGGUACUUACUCAGUGACAACUGGUUUAAAAUUUUGAAUUUCGCGAUGUGGACAGUGCGGUGGAGUGGUUUAACAUUACUGAUUUCUUUGACUGUGAUACGUGCUCAGAUAGAGGACGAUUUUUCGGACUUGCCAGGUCCUUACUGUGAAUCAAGAAACACCUGCUGUGAUGGACGGCAAGAUGAGUGUGCAGUACCUAUUUUAGAAACUUUAUGCUACUGUGAUUCUUUCUGUAACGCUACUGGUACGGGAAGUCACAAUGAUUGCUGUCCUGAUUAUUACUCCUUCUGUCGGGGAGUUGUUAGGACCACAACUUUCAGACCAUCCACAAGACCUCCACCGGAUUUUCCUGGAUUUAUUUUAAGAUGCGACUAUAAGGGUAAAACCCAUCGCCCUAACCAGCCUUUUAAAGACAACUGUAACACAUGUACUUGCGUAGAUGCAGGUGGAAGGGCUGAAAUACAAUGUGAACAAAACACUUGUCUUGUAGAUGAUAAAAUAAUAUACACUGUCAACAAUAAACCUGAUUUGGGAUGGACUGCUACAAACUACAGUGAUUUUUAUGGUAGAACUUUGGAUGAAGGAAUGACCUUAAGGUUGGGAUCACUUCGUCCCUAUGCUGUAAGCGAAAUGUUACCAACAAUUAAAAAAAAUAAUGAUCCAAGUCGGCUGCCCAGGGAAUUUGAUAUUGAAAGAAAAUGGAGUGGGGUUGGGUUGACCAAAAUUCAAGAUCAAGGUUGGUGUUCUUCAUCUUGGGCGGUUUCUUCGACUUCGGUAGCCUCAGACAGAUUUUCCAUAAUAUCACAAGGUAUGGAACGAGUACAAUUAAGCACCCAAAAUUUGUUAUCGUGUUUUAAAGGGAGGAAAAUACACGAAACCUGUAAAGCUGGAAGGGUAGAUCAGGCAUGGCAGUUCAUGAAGAAAUUUGGAGUUGUAGAUGAGCCUUGUUUCCCAUACCUAGGAAAGGAAAAAACCUGCACAAUCAAAAUGAGGGGAGAUCUUAGAAGAGCAAAUUGUGCUGCUCCAUCUAGCGGAAGGACGCAAAGAUAUAAAGUAGGACCUGCCUACAAGCUUCGCAAUGAAACUGAUAUUAUGUUCGACAUAAUGAAAUCUGGACCUGUACAAGCUACCAUGAAAGUGCACCAUGACUUUUUUUCGUACAGAUCUGGAAUUUAUCAACUUAGUGACCUAAGUUUGUACGAUGAUCAAAAAUAUGUCAAUGAAAUGCACUCAGUAAAAAUAGUUGGAUGGGGUGAAGAAAACACUAUCAAUGGAGUUAAAAAAUACUGGAAAGUUGCAAACAGCUGGGGCAGACAUUGGGGUGAAAACGGAUAUUUCAGGAUAGCAAGGGGAGUAAACGAAUGUGAAAUUGAAACUUAUGUGGUCGGAGUCUGGCCUGAAAUCGAAGAACAUAUUGAACUCAACAGUAGAUAUUUUUCGGAAAACCGGAUUUAAUAUGAACUUUUUUACAAACUUUAAUGUGUUCGAAUAAUUUUAAGGUUGUAUAGUAAAUAGUUUUUUGCAACUGCCAAAUAACACUGCAUUUUUUAAUACUUUUUAGUGUGAUUUUAUUAUUUAUUUGUAACAUUGUGAUAGUUAUUCAUCAAGUAUGAAGCAAUAGGUGGUAUAUUUUUGUAUAUUGAAUUA